AUGGCGACAGUUGGCCUCGAUAUGCUGGUCGACCCUCCCUCGCCGGAGAGGCUCGAUCAACGAGCGGCCUUUUUCAUCCCCACGAUCGAAACCUCCGCCUCCGAACCCACCGUUCGUCUUCCCGGCACGGCCAUCAUCCUCCUCCGCGCCAUCCUCGCUUCCGAGAACGAAUGCUCUUCCGGCUUUUUCAUUCAACCCGGGCGCUUCGCUCCCGCCGAUUCCGCCACCGGAAAACAUGUUCUUGAGUCCGCCACAGUCUCCGUCCGCGCCGAGCUCUCCUCGACUAGCAGCAACGCGCCCCCCUGGUCACGGACAUCGUAGGGGCGGAAGCGAGUUCGUUGGAGGAAGCAUUCGAGACGGCGAGGCGAUAACCGUAACGAACAUCAGUCCAACCAAGUCUGAUAGCGGCAUCGCUUCGCCAUCGCUUCAACCAACUCGACCUCGGCGAGGCCAUGCUCAUCGUCGGUCAGCCGCUAUUUCGAGCCAUGAUCUGUCUUCAAUAAUCGUCCCUCCUCCCAACUCUACAAAGGGAGGCAGUGCUCCCCCGAGCCCUGCACCCCCCAAGCAAUUUUCUAUCCAGAAUUGUUCGGCUGAUGACCAGCCUGUCGACAAUGGAAAUGUGGAACCCGUUUCCGCUCCAGACCUUGCUGCUCACCAACCCAACAGUCAUGUGCCGCCUUCCCCAAAGCCUGAUCAAACACCGAAGUCUGCGAUUCGAAACAGGGUUGGGUUUUCAGAUACACUGGAGUACAUCCCAAGGCCGCUGUCACUCGCUUCCAACGAUACCUCCAGCACUGUUACCGCACGACCUGGCCACUCUGUUUCGGGGAGCAUUUCGUCUGUGAUUUCCGCUACGAAUGCGGACCGCGAAGUCAAUCCUUUUCCUGGCUCUGCUUCGGCCCAAAAACCCAGCGAAAGUCGACCCAGCACUGCAGGGGCUAUUAUGGAGCGGACCCAGAGUGCUCACGAACAAGAUCCAAAUCUACUCUCUCCGAGAAGACGAGGAUCUAUUCCUCUCUUGGGUUCGCUUCCCUCUGGCAUUCCGCUUAGCCCAGCAACUCCGAGCCCUACAAGAUCGUCAAAGAAAUGGUCGCUAUUUGGUCGUGAUUCGUUUGUCUCCCCUUCCCCUACACGGACCCAGGCCGAUAGCCCGCGCUCUGCCCAUUCGCGUUUGAGUGUGGCAGAAGGCAAUUCAACGGAACGUGCUGCGGAUGUACUUUUGGCGGAUUUCGCGGAAAGCCCAGAGCCACCAAAGCCCUUGACAAAGAAGAGAAGCAAGAAAAAGAAGAAGGUCAAGACUUGGGCAGGAUCCAUCUUAACCCGCAAAGGCAAAUAUCACUAUGGAAAGAAGCACAAGCGAAGAGCGCCAACGCCGACUCCACCUCGCCGUUUUGAGCCUGCUGAAGGCGAAGAUGACGGUACAGUGCAAAUGCCAACAGAGACAGAGGCUCCAUGUUCCCAGUCGUCUGAAAAUGGAGAUUGGAAAUCAUGGACAUUCCCCAAGCCCGCUCAGAAUCAGGAUGAAGACACGUCAUAUCCAAUGAUUGAUUUGGACGCGGCUCUCGGUCCUUUCAACACCCCACUGCCACGCAAUCCAGAAUGGGAGGCAGCGCAGAAGGCGGGAGGUCUCGUCAAGAAGCAACUGCACAGCGCCGCCGGCAUGAGUCGAUUUACUGGGCCCGGGAUGCACUACUACCAUAGACGGGCUGAAAGUGCUCCGGAACUGGUGCCUUUCGAGGGCGGACGCUUUGGCUUUCGUCGGUUUGGAAGCAGCUCAUCGAUGGCCGACGUGUUUGAGGAAGACGAGGAAGAAGAAGAAGAAUCCUGCAAAUCCUCGAUCAACGCCUCAACCCCUGCAGCCGGAACUUCGACUGCGGGAAAGCCCGAUGAUGGGGCACAGCGCGGGAAUCAGCCGAGUUCUGAACCGGCGGUUGCGCCGCCGUCUGCCCAAGACAGUCGGGAGGGAAGCGCCGAAAAUAACGUAGUGGCAAGCACAGCGGAACCGGCGACGACUCAGCCGGCGGUCUCAAAAUGCGACGAAACUUCGCUUGCUGAGCCUGUCCCACCGUUUGCGAUGGAAGUUUCGGGGUCGUCUCCCGGCUAUGCCAAUUCUGGUUCUUCGACGCCUUCUCCCCGGCACGUCUUCCGUCCCAAGGAGCUUGCGCCUGUUGAGGUCAGCCCUCUAAAUCUCCCCACGGCGUCUUUGGGUCCGGUUAGCCCGUGGUCAUUGACUCAGUCUUCGGCGUUCCCCUCUCCGCGAUCGCCAAUGUCGUAUGAUGCGCAAUGCAUCUCCACAGCGCCGUCAUCGGUUACGGAGGACAAUUUCCAGUCACUGCUCAUGGGAGAACCUGGCCCAGAAGUGCGGAUUUCCGUAGACGAUAUCCCGUCUCUGACCUCGAGCAAUUCGACGAUGACGAGGGAGAGUCUCUUUGCACAGCACCCACAAGCAAGGCAGCCGCCGUUGAAUGAGCAGCCCAGGCCCGCCUCCUUUACUUCGACAGCUUUUGGGCGGCGGCGUUCGAGUCUGGCGAGUCUUAGCCGCCUGAUCAACAGCUCGCACGGGGAACGGAGCAAACUGUCAAUUGAAGUUCCGAUGGAGAGGGAGCCAGAAAAGAAGACGAAAGGCAGCAAGUCCAAGCGUCUGAGCCGAAUGAUGCAGUUCUGGAAAUCGAAGGGGGAGAACACUAGGUGAAUGGCAGUGCCUCGGAGUUUCAGUGGGCGCAGUUCCAUAGGCUUUGGGGCGGAGAUGCAGGAUUGCCGUGGGGGUGCUGACGGGGUUUCGUUUGAAGUCUUUGGGCGUUUCUGAUGGCGGAAUGAAGGGCAAGUUUAGGUACAUGAGAUCAGGAACAGCAAGCUCAACUGCCAGAGUGAUUGUCGGUCUCAAUGGCGGUCGGGGGAUUACGAUGGGGACAUGAUAUCUUUUCUUCUUUUUCGGUCGGUGAUGGUUGUUUCUCUUGACAUAUCGUUGUACAUAUGUCGUACCAUGAGGUAGCGGGCAUGCCCCGGAACAAUGGCAAACCGAGGUCGACAUAUGUCUGCUUUGAACGACUGG
Molecule: messenger RNA, 3052 nt
Organism: Thermothelomyces thermophilus ATCC 42464
Lineage: Eukaryota; Fungi; Ascomycota; Sordariomycetes; Sordariales; Chaetomiaceae
Exons: 3
Coding region: 236-2692 (818 amino acids)
Source: RefSeq, a predicted model, not a curated record